AUGAGGCACGAACACCUUGCUUGGUUAAACCUCCGGAAGAGCGAAGAUGAAGAGAGUACGCCUCCAUCGUCACCACCACCAGUAGCUGCCGUUGCGCGCCGCAAGUUUGAUGACGAAGAAGACAGUGACGAUGUAUGUGGUCUAUUCUUAUCUUUAGUUUAUGAAGGUAUUAUCGGCGGACUAACAGGAAAUAAACAGGUUCUCGAUGACUGGGAGGCUGCCGAGGACAGCGAAGUUGAGCGUGAGAAGGCCCAGAAGGCCGCUGCUGCCAAAGCAAAGGCCGAGGCCGAAGCGUUAGCAAAUAAGAAGAGCCGCUCCCAGCGGAUAGCCGAGCACCAGGCCGCCGCUGCACGACGACGAGCAGAGCAAGAGUCGGAGGAAGAAAGCGAUUCGGAAGAAGACCUAGCCGCCAAGCGUGAGAAGCUACGCCGAACCGAACAAGAUGCGGACCUGAAGCAUGCCGAAGACCUAUUCGGAGACAUCGACUUGAACCGCACCCGCAACCGCACCGCACCCAGCAAGAGCGUGAUAUCAGAUGCCAACGACCCGACCAAAUCCAUCGAUCUCGCCUCAAUUCCUCUCUUCAAACCCUGCACAAAACCACAAUUCACGGCCCUGACCAAUGCCCUCGUGCCACUACUGACAGCCCAGGCCAAGAAGCCAGCAUAUACCCUCUGGCUGCAGGACUUCACCAAGCAACUAGUCAAGGAUCUCCCCAGCCAGGAAAUCAAGAAGAUUGCCAGUGCCAUGACGGCUGCCAGCAACGAGAAGCUCAAGGAAGAAAAGGCCGCUGAUAAGAGUGGAAAGAAGACCAAGGCCGCUAAGACCAAGACUAGCCUUGUUGCUACUCGUGGAGCAGACCUAAACGCUUAUGAUGAUGUUGGUGACGAUCUUGGAGAUGAUGAUUUUAUGUGA
This is a messenger RNA of Trichophyton benhamiae CBS 112371, 915 nucleotides long. RefSeq lists its product as uncharacterized. Gene Ontology annotation, molecular function: translation initiation factor activity. Gene Ontology annotation, cellular component: eukaryotic translation initiation factor 3 complex; cytoplasm. The transcript has 2 exons. The coding region runs from base 1 to 915 and encodes 304 amino acids. The record is from RefSeq and is a predicted model, not a curated record. NCBI's taxonomy places the organism in Eukaryota, Fungi, Ascomycota, Eurotiomycetes, Onygenales, Arthrodermataceae.